Molecule: messenger RNA, 1326 nt
Organism: Colletotrichum godetiae
Lineage: Eukaryota; Fungi; Ascomycota; Sordariomycetes; Glomerellales; Glomerellaceae
Product: oxidoreductase NAD-binding domain-containing protein
Exons: 3
Coding region: 87-974 (295 amino acids)
Molecular function (GO): cytochrome-b5 reductase activity, acting on NAD(P)H
Source: RefSeq, a predicted model, not a curated record
AGCUAGCAGUGUUUUGUUUACAUCAAUUUGCAUCAGUGCACCACCACGCAUACGUCUUUACACAUAUUAUCACCAUUCAAUUGAAAAUGGCAUCACUGACAUUACGCCGCGUUCGACCGGCGACCAUCGCGGCUACCGUCGCAGCGGGAGGCAUUGGUCUGGCGGCCUACUCGAGGUUGUUUGUGAACAGCGCGUCUGCCGAGUCUGGGGCGCCGCCAAAGGUGUUUGGUGCGGGGCCCGCGUUUGUGUCACUUGCGUUGGAGAGCUCGGAGGAUGUGAACCACAACACCAAGCGAUUGCGGUUCAAGCUACCACAGAGGGAGGCGGUCAGUGGUCUUUCAUUGACCUCUGCUGUCCUGACCAUGGCAUGGCCUGAGGGCAGGUGGCUUCCCGUCGCGAGGCCUUACACGCCCGUGCAGCCUCUGGACGACACCGGCUAUCUCGAGCUCAUGGUGAAGAAGUACCCAGACGGCAAGCAGAGCACUCACAUCCACUCCCUCACACCAGGUCAAAAGCUUCUCUUCGCCCUCGCCAUAAAGGGCCACCAAUGGAAGCCCAACAGCUAUCAACACAUUACCCUCAUCGCCGGCGGUGCGGGUAUCACGCCGAUAUACCAACUAGCACAGGGCAUCCUCCGCAACCCGGAGGACAAGACGGCCAUCACGCUCGUCUUUGGCGUCAACUCGGACCAAGACGUGCUGCUCAAAGAGGAAUUUGAAAAGUUUGAAAAGGAAUUCCCCGGCAGGUUCAAGGCUGUGUAUACGGUUAGCAAUCCCGUAGCGAAUUCGCCGUAUCGAAAGGGGUAUGUGACGAAGCAGUUGCUGGAGGAGGUCGGCGCGGUGCCGAAGAAGGAGGAUACAAAGGUGUUUGUGUGUGGUCCGCCGGCCAUGGAGGCGGCUCUUGUGGGGAAGAGAAGUGCACCUGGGGUUUUGCAGGAGUUGGGGUAUCGGAAAGAUCAGAUUCACCAGUUCUAGAGAGGAAUUCGGGCUACCUACAUGUACAUUACAGAAGCCAUGGGGAAAGAUUAACCAGAUCAAUUCUUUCAAAAGUUCCGGUCGCAAUGUUGGCGCGAAAAAGAAAGAAAAAAAAGACCUGCAACACAAAAAACAAGGCUUCAAUGAAGGAGAGCUCGGAAUUUUUGCGCCCUCGACGCUGCGAAAUAAGCCACCGCUGCGGCGGGAGAAAAGAACCAAAGAGUGAGAAGCCUACUGAAGUCCACAGCUCAGCUAUUAUUCCAAGAAUUCAAAUGACCCGCCUUGCUAGCUCAAUCGGUAGAGCGUGAGACUCUUAAUCUCAAGGUUGCGGGUUCGACCCCCGCGUGAGGCU